UUGGUUCAGAGGAAUCAGAAGACACAGUUGAAUGUGGUGCAGCUUUCCUGUUUGAUGUCUUUAAAUCAGUGGACAGUGUUGGGAAGAGAGAAGCUACUCAGUUACGCAGCACAUUUGGGCCAUAUCCAGCCACUGCUGCAACUAAAGUUUGUCAGACAGUUCGCAAAAUUGUUGGCUGGAUGCCUGAGUCUGCUCUUGCAGAGUUGACUUCGGAACGGGAAGAAGGUGAUGGUGCCGCAAGUAGUGAAGAAUUUGGCCAUUCUAUAAAGUUUGUCACACCUGAGUUUGCAAGUGAUGAUGAAGAAGACUUAUCCAGCGAAGAGGAUAAUGAUACAGAGAAAGAGACCACUAGAGACUUUGACUUGAGGUACAGUGGAAAUGCAGCUAGAUCAAAUAGUAGUAAUGCUGCUCUAGCUGAAGCAAAGACUGCUGGGAGAUACUCAGGGUUUGAUUCUGCUUGGUUGAAGGCCAAGGUCAAUGAAUAUUUUGAGAAUAAUGAGACAGCCUUGAACCUUGGUAUAGACGAGCUGACAUCCACAAUCUUUGAAAUUCUGAGUUCACAGCGAAGAGAUGAUGAACUUCAGAAUGAGCUCUUUGACCUGCUAGGCUUUGACUGUUUUGAGCUGAUUCAGCAGCUCCUGGAGAACCGAACCAACAUUAUUAAAUCUCACACAGUGGAGACUACAAGGGCCAUUAUCCAACAAAUUCCAAAAAGGAAACCUGAGAAUGAACGGCCAACUUAUGGAUGUCAAGUGACAGUGCAGAGUGCAGAGGAGAAGUUUAUCUCUAAACAGAUAAGGAAAGAAGAAAAGCGUAGUAAAAAGGACAGAAAGUUCACCAGUGAAGAGGAGGAGAUUGCUGGAGUUUUGAACCUGACUCCUGAGGAACUUAGGGCCACCCGGGAAGCCACCUUGAGAGCAGCUGCGUCUGCUCCUUUGUUUUCUGGGCGCAGUUCUGGCUAUGUCAGACAGGAGAGGUAUCCCUUCGUCUUUGACAAACUGUCUGAAGCCCAGCAGUCCUCUGCAUAUGUUUCAGGAACAAAGCUUGUCUUGCCAGAGAACUGCACCCACAAGGAUGAUAAAAUGUAUGAGGAAGUGAGCAUCCCCCCUAGCGAUCCAGCACCAAUAGAAAUUGGGGAAGCUAGAGUAGCCAUCUCCAGCUUAGAUGAAAUUGCCCAGCUUGCAUUUAAAAACACUGAAAGUCUCAACAGGAUCCAGUCAAUAGUUUUUAAUUCUGCCUACAAAACAAAUGAGAACCUGCUUAUCUGCGCUCCUACUGGAGCAGGGAAAACCAACAUUGCCAUGUUGGCUAUACUACAUGAAAUCAAGCAGCACAUCUCACAGGGAGUCAUCAAGAAAGAUGAGUUCAAAAUUGUGUAUGUGGCCCCUAUGAAAGCUUUGGCAGCAGAAAUGGUGCGCAACUUUGGUGGACGUCUAGCACCCCUUGGUAUCACAGUGAAGGAGCUGACUGGAGACAUGUCCCUCACAAAGCAAGAAAUCCUCAAGACACAGAUGCUUGUGACGACCCCUGAAAAGUGGGAUGUUGUGACACGAAAGAGCACUGGAGAUGUGGCUUUAGCUCAGCUUGUUCGGCUGUUGAUCAUUGAUGAGGUCCACUUGUUGCAUGAUGAUAGAGGGCCAGUUAUUGAGACCUUGGUGGCCAGGACAAAAAGACAGGUGGAAAGUUCUCAGAGCAUGAUUAGAAUUGUGGGCCUGUCAGCAACACUGCCCAACUACCUGGAUGUGGCAACCUUCCUCAAUGUCAACCCAUACACAGGGCUGUUUUUCUUCGACGGCAGGUUCAGACCUGUACCGCUGGAGCAGACCUUUAUUGGAAUCAAGACAGUCAACAAGAUGAACCAGCUGAGAGACUUUAAUACAGUGUGUUAUGACAAGGUUCUCAAGCAGGUCAGGGCAGGCCACCAGGUGAUGGUCUUUGUGCAUGCCAGAAAUGAGACUGUGAGAACAGCUUUCAACUUGAUCGAACAGGCAAAGAAUAAAGGAGAUAUGUCUCAUUUUGUUGUGGAGCAGAGUAGGGGAUUUGGAGAUGCCCAGAGAGCUAUGUCAAAAAGUCGAAACAAACAAAUGCGAGAGAUGUUUCCUGAUGGCUUUGGGAUCCACCAUGCUGGAAUGCUGAGACAGGAUCGCAACUUAGUGGAGAAGUAUUUCCUGGAAGGUUAUAUCAAAGUUCUUGUAUGUACUGCCACCUUGGCCUGGGGUGUCAAUCUGCCAGCUCAUGCAGUCAUAAUUAAGGGCACCCAAAUUUAUGAUGCAAAAAGAGGUGCCUUUGUCGACUUGGGCAUUUUAGAUGUGAUGCAAAUCUUUGGUCGUGCAGGCAGACCUCAGUUCGACAAGUUUGGCCAUGGAACAAUUAUUACCACCCAUGACAAACUGAGCCACUAUUUGAGUCUCAUGACCCGACAAAAUCCCAUUGAAAGUCAGUUCAUCAACAGUCUAACUGACAACCUGAAUGCAGAG
This is a messenger RNA of Candidula unifasciata, 2477 nucleotides long. Lineage: Eukaryota; Metazoa; Mollusca; Gastropoda; Stylommatophora; Geomitridae. The record is from the annotation of a GenBank genome assembly.